Tachysurus fulvidraco (yellow catfish) is the source of this 1631-nucleotide messenger RNA. RefSeq lists its product as uncharacterized. Lineage: Eukaryota; Metazoa; Chordata; Actinopteri; Siluriformes; Bagridae. Gene Ontology annotation, biological process: response to bacterium. Bases 337 to 1152 code for a protein of 271 amino acids. The transcript has 5 exons. The record is from RefSeq and is a predicted model, not a curated record.
UCUUAUUGUAUGAAUAUAAAAUAAUAAAUCUGUGUUCAGUGAGACAUGAAGUUAAAGAGAUGUUUCCUUUCCAGACAGUAAUGAUGGCUGAAAUCGCUGCACUGCUCUUCAAGGGCUACGGCUUUCUGUGCCAGCGUACUACUCCGGAGUUCCAGUUUGCGGCGCUCACCCCCUAUUACCUCCUAACGCUUGCUGAUAUUCUGAGGCGAAAGCCACUGGACCAAUCAAAUCAGACCACAGCUUCAAAUCAUCCAAUCAGGGGUUGUCUCUAAACUUGGUUUUCUACUGAACUGUCUGAGUUCCUAACAUCACUAUCACUUUGUUUGUACAAGAACGAUGAUCACACUCUUUGUUGCUCUUUGUCUCUUAACAUCAGUGAAACCUUCUAACAUCAAGGAGAUUCAAGUUAAAACAAUACAGAUUGUAGAAGAUGUUACUAUAAAAUGCGGCGUGUCCAGUGACAAAGAUAACCUUUUUUGGUUCAAAAAGAGUUUUGGAAAGGUUCCUCAGUUGUUAGGGAGAACAGUGGGGAAAGAUUUCAGACCUAAUGAUAAACGCUUCAGUUUUAGUGAUGUAAAAUUGUUUAAUCUGAACAUUACAAAUGUGACAGAAGAGGAUACAGGAACAUACUUCUGUGUAGAAAUGCUGAACACUUCACCAGACUUUACAUCUGGAACCCUUUUGGUUGUUGAAGAUGAGGAGAGGAAACGAUCUCCUCCAGCUGUAACGGUGUUGGAGAACGGAGAGUCGCUCACACUCCAGUGUUCAGUACAAGCCAUUACUUCAAGCUGUGAAGAACCGAGCGUGUACUGGUUCAGACACGGCUCAGGAGAAUCUGAUCCAGGAAUCAUUUACACUCAUGGAAACACCAGUGAUGAGUGUAAGAAGAGCUCUGAGGCUGGUUCUCCUCCACAGAGCUGUGUCUACACUCUCCCCAAGAGGAAGCUCACAACCUCUGGUAAAGAAAUGCUCUACUGUGCUGUGGCUAAGUGUGGACAAAUCCUCUUCAGGAAUGGAAUUAUACUUUUAUAUCCAGAGAAAAGUUGUUGUUUCCAGAUUCAGGUGAUGAUCUUUCUUUCCAUGUUUAGAGUUGGAGUUCUUGCCUUUCUCGUUAUUGUCUUUACAAUCAUUUUUUGUCGUAAAAAGAAAUAAAAAGAAUUGACUCCCCGAUCAGAGCAAACGCACUGAUCCAUGAUGCUGCAUUACUGAGCUUUUGCUGCCUCCAGAAAAAGUUUUUUUUAAUUUGUUUUUCAAAAAUCACGAUAAAAUUAAGUCACGAUCACGAUAAUACAAGAAAGAAAAAAAUUAAUAAUGCAUGGUCUCUUAGACUUUUUGUAGAAAUUGCUUUGUUUUUCUACCUAGAUUUUUUAAUUUUAUUCAGUUAAUCGGCUAAAAUCUAUAAUAAAUAUAAAAUCCCAAAGUCCUCUUUAUUUCUGGGAUCUUAAUAUUCCAUCUUGGUCUGUGAUUUCAUUGACAUUUUGCUUGUAGUUUUGUAUUUUGGCUUUAAUAUAUUUUUAAAAGAUAAAAGUCUCAGAUGUUUCACUGUCAUGUAGAGCUGCAAUGAAUGUACUGAAUAAAUACUAACUCAACUGUACUGAAAAAUAAAUUGUUAUUCAAUACAUGAUUUAAAU